AGAGCUGUGGCAUUCACCUUGACUCUAGUGAAAGUCCGACGGCCAGUCCCCUUUUGGCCUCCAACUGGGCAUCAUGAGGGCCUGUGUCCCCCUGAUAGUGGCCCUGCUAUGCGGCCUGACCUGGGCUGGAAAAAUGGAGUCGUGUGCAUCUCGCUGUAACGAGAAAUUCAACCGAGAUGCUGCCUGCCAGUGUGACCGCCGGUGUCCCCGGCACGGGGACUGCUGUGACGACUAUGAGGACCUGUGUACCGGUGAAGAGGACCUAGAAGAGGCAGAGCCAUUCCUGGAGCUGGAGGAAGAGACGGAGGAGGCCCCGGCUAGCAACUUGUACUCCGCACCCAAUUCCUGCCGGGGCCGCUGCCUAGAAGCCUUCGACAAGCACCACUCUUGCCACUGCAACGCCCGCUGCCAGGAGUUUGGGAACUGCUGCGAGGAUUUCGAGAUCCUGUGUGCCCAUGAGGGCUUCUCCCAUAGCAGUGAUGCCAUAACCAAGGAGGAGCUGCAGAGCAUCUCUGAGAAGAUCUACAAGGUGGACACCAACAAAGCCCAGAAGGAAGACGUCGUUCUCAACAGCCAAAACUGCAUCCCCCCCUCGGAGACCAGAGACCAGGUGGACCACUGCCCGGAGCCGCUCUUCACCUAUGUCAAUGAGAAGCUGUUCUCCAAGCCGACCUACGCAGCCUUCAUCAACCUCCUCAACAACUACCAGCGGGCCACGGGCUGCGGGGAGCACUUCAGUGCCCAGCAGCUGGCUGAGCAGGAUGCCUUCCUCAGGGAGGUCAUGAAGACGGCAGUCAUGAAGGAGCUCUACGGCUUCCUCCGUGACCAGAACCGCUACAGCUCGGAACAAGAGUUCGUCAACGACUUGAAGAACAUGUGGUUUGGGCUCUAUUCCAGAGGCAAGGACAAGGGGGAUUCAAGUGGCUUUGAACACGUCUUCUCAGGUGAAGUCAAAAAAGGCAAGGUCACUGGCUUCCAUAACUGGAUCCGCUUCUACAUGCAGGAGAAGGAGGGCCUGGUUGACUAUUACAGUUACAUCUAUGACGGGCCUUGGGAUUCUUAUCCUGAUGUGUUAGCCAUGCAAUUUAAUUGGGACGGCUACUAUAAGGAGGUGGGCUCAGCUUUCAUCGGCAGCAGCCCUGAGUUCGAGUUUGCGCUCUACUCCCUGUGCUUCAUCGCCAGGCCAGGCAAACUGUGCCAGUUAAGCCUGGGUGGCCAUUCCUUGGCCAUCCAGUCCUACACCUGGAACAAGUCCACCUACGGAAAUGGCAAGAAGUACAUCGCCACAGCCUACGUGGUGUCUUCCACCCAAUAGAGCUCAGAGCCAGCAAGGGGCAUGAGGGCAGUGAGAGCUCUUGCAGGACUGAGGUGCUAUCUGCUCUGGGCUGGAGAGGGGAUGGAGGAGACUGGAAGGGAUUCCCAAAUCCAGAAAUGCCCAUACGGGAAAGAAAGAAAAGAUACAAAUUAGAAAUAUGUGGAGAAACAGUUAAAUUUUUGUCCUCUAGCAUUUUGGAAAGAGCCCAGAUAGAGAAGGUGGGAGCCCUUGAUAGCUCUUUGCCCUGAUGGGAAGUGGAACCAUGAACAAGUCCUUGACCUCUCCAGGCCUCAUGUUUCUUUUUAAUGUAAAGGGAAGGGGUUUGCCCCUUUUCCUCUUUUUGGGGUUGGUAAGAGGGCAAACCUAAUGAUAUUAUUACUGUGAAGGUGUUUUCAAUCAUUCUUAGGAAGAAUGGCAGGUAGAAAUUCAAGAUUACUAUAAUGGCUGUUAUUGUAGACAGCCCUGCAAACUGCAGUUCAGCCCUAUGUUGGGGCCUCAAAGAAAGCAGUUCACAGAAAUCAAGCAGUGGGUAUUUGGUCUUUUCUAUGGUUAGAUCCUCUCAGAACAGGGUCUGGGAGAACUCUGACGCUGGAUGGAGAAGGGAGUGGAUUGGCACAGUGAGUGGGCUGGGGAGGGAGUGGACUUCUCCAGGCCUAAGUGUUUUUGCAGCCAGCUCAGUAACUGCAUCGAGAAGCUUCCUGCUUGUAGAUAUUUAGUGCAGUUACAGAGCCAUAUUUGAUCCCAAAUAGUUUCUGAAAGAGUUCCCUUCCUAGGAGGAAGAUUUUGCAUCAGAAGAAGAAAGGAACCUAUGGCUUGGUGUUAUGAACAUAACUAUUUUAAGGCUUAUCCAGCAGCCAUAAUUUGUAUAAACUCUAGAAUGGAAAACCAUGGAGAUGGAGGCUCCCUCUUUCAACCUCAAUUAUGCAUUUCUCCCCUGACCCCAUUGGGAACCAGAGGCUGUCUCACAGAGUCAGGCUUGAACUAUGGUUUAGAAGGUUUGAGUCUCCAAUUAAAGUCAUUUAAGAAAACUUGAAA
This is a messenger RNA of Diceros bicornis minor, 2350 nucleotides long. RefSeq names its product endonuclease, poly(U) specific (gene ENDOU). The record is from RefSeq and is a predicted model, not a curated record. Bases 74 to 1315 code for a protein of 413 amino acids. Gene Ontology annotation, biological process: immune response. The transcript has 10 exons. NCBI's taxonomy places the organism in Eukaryota, Metazoa, Chordata, Mammalia, Perissodactyla, Rhinocerotidae. Gene Ontology annotation, molecular function: RNA endonuclease activity; polysaccharide binding; scavenger receptor activity.